AUGGCGCUGCGUUCUGACAGUUCGCUGCUAUGGCUUGUCCUCGGCGUCUCGUUAGGCUUCGUCGCCGCUCGCCGCAUCGUUCACGACCUAUAUCAAGUCCGCGAAUUGACGCAGAUCACACGGCCUGAAAAUGACGAGCGCAUGAUUAGCCAGGGCACUGAAGACGGUACCUAUGUCUACUCGCUGCGAUAUUAUGAACUGUUUCCUAAUCUAACCCUCGCAGCCCUCAAACUCGAAACUCUCCACAAAUUGACCGAAAGCCCGAGCUAUGAACUCCGCGGAGCAUCGCUCCGUAUUAUUUCAGAGAGAGCCACGAAAGAGUCUUCUCGAGACCAGCUCCUAAAGGACCUGACAAGUGACAGCAAACGCCGACGAAAUAGAGCUCUGACUGCCAUCCACUUCUUAGUGUCAAGUCGCGCAUUAUCUCGCUCGAGCCUAUCUCCGCGGUUGAAAGACCUGCCCACAUACACCGCCAUCGUGGACUGUCUCUGCAACUUCCUCGAAGAACACACAGUCGAAUACGGCACUACAGAAUCACCCAUUUUGCCCAAAACUAGACCACCCGGCGAGAAAAAGCUCUUAGCCACGCUAAAUAUUUUACUCGCCGAAAACCUCCCUGCCGCUCUAGAAGCCGGAGUUGUCAGUCGCUGGCUCUCAAAAUACCCUUUCCCAUGCCUGACCAACAACAUCGACAUCGACGACAACAAUAACACCAACAACAAAUACCGUCGGAGAGACGUUGUCUGGCUCAUGAAGACAUACUGGCUAGACGACACAAUAAUGAGCUCGAUCGUUACCACUCUCGUGAGCAAUACAGAUGGAAUCCGGCAAUUGCGCAAGCACGGUCUUAUGGGCAGCGUGAUGCAGGAAGAGAAUGAUUUCGAUGAGGCCGAUAAUGAUGUGUGGAUGAUCAAUGGCGAGAGUACGGCUGGCUCAAGGUGGGUGCCGGAACGCCUUCCGCUGCCAGACGAGAGCUUCGAGGAGCAGGCUCUGCGGCGACGGAGGAGGGAGGCUAUGGUUUUUAGUGAGAAUGGAGGGCCGAUUGGGAGUGAGAAUAUUAUACAGCCGCUUUCUAUCUAG
Molecule: messenger RNA, 1080 nt
Organism: Talaromyces atroroseus
Lineage: Eukaryota; Fungi; Ascomycota; Eurotiomycetes; Eurotiales; Trichocomaceae
Exons: 4
Coding region: 1-1080 (359 amino acids)
Source: RefSeq, a predicted model, not a curated record